Molecule: messenger RNA, 3570 nt
Organism: Caenorhabditis elegans
Lineage: Eukaryota; Metazoa; Nematoda; Chromadorea; Rhabditida; Rhabditidae
Gene: sym-4
Product: WD repeat-containing protein 44
Exons: 10
Coding region: 24-3155 (1043 amino acids)
Cellular component (GO): cytoplasmic vesicle membrane; bounding membrane of organelle; endosome
Source: RefSeq, marked reviewed
UCAACUAUUGACGAUGUCAAAUAAUGCGACGACAGAUCCGAACAUCGCCAAUUGAAAAUGAAGGAGACGAGUUCAAAAAUGGAGAAGAACCCAGUUCCAGUGGGCAUAUAUUUGGAAGACCUCAAAACCAGUACACCUCUACACCACAUCGUCCAGAAGUGCUCAAUUUUGCUGCUCCCUCCGCUACCAGGUUGGCAAUGCGCCGAUCUGAGCAGCCUGUCACCUCGUCAACUCCAUUCUCGUCGUCAUCUCGUCCAAUGAGUGCAGUCUUCAAUACACCUUCCUUGUCGUCGUCAGGGUUUCCCGCCACAUCAACUUCAUCAAUUCGUGACUCUUCUCACCGCGAUAGACUUAUCUCCCUCCGGCACCGGAUGAACAAGGAAUUUGGCAACCGACAACUUGUUGGACCCACCGCGCAAACUGACUAUGAGCAUGAUGAAACAAUGAGCACAGUUUCUGACGCUCCUAGUCUUCAUUCUUGGCAUCAUAAAAUGAUUGUGAAAAACGAGACCGUGAUAGUAAACGCGACGGAUACACUAAGCUCUUGUGCAGCGCCACGUUCUGAAAUGGGAUUCGAGAACUCUUUAAUAAGCCAGAGUAACACAUCAGCAAAUGCAACAAUUACGCCGAUGAAAGUGAAUAUACCUAUAGAUGAAUCCCGUCAUCGAUCUUCCACAUGGACUCCCACGGAUAGCUCAUGCUCGGGCAUCUCGCCUAGCACAAGAGUACCACCACCAAUUCCAUCAAGAGCUCCAGUAAUGUCUCCAGUCCAAUCUCCCUUAACCCAUCCUCCGGUAGCACCAAUGCCACGAUGUCCACCACCUCUGCCACCCCGAACACCAUCAAUGAAGCUUCCAGAUCCGAUUGCAUUUGAGGUGGAAAACCGGAUAGAAGAGGAACGAAAGAAAAAUCUAAUACAGCGGGAGAUUUCAGUUGGUUCCUCUAAGAGCUCGGAUGCACUGAUGGCUUCAACGACGCCGGAUGUUAAAGAAGUGAACGGACAUAGGAAGUCAAACUCGAUUGAUAGAGGAUUGACAAUUGCAAAGGCAAUGAAGACUGGUCCAUUCCCACCUAACGCGCUUGCUCUUGGAGGCCGUGAAGCAACCGGAGAAGAAGAGGAGCGCAACGUUGUCGCCGAAGAAGUAAUUCGUCAAAUCACAACUGAUGUAGAAACAGCACAUAAUCUCAGUGACUGUCAGAAUGUUGACACAAUGAGCUUAGAGACUAUACCGUCGGCAUCCAAUUCUACUGCAUCUUCGCCAUCUUCAGCUUCAGAAGCGGAAUGUAAACAAAUUGCAAUCAGAAUCCCCGAUCCAAUACCAGAAGAAGCGCCAUCAUCGUCCAAAUCAUUUGGGGCAUUGGAGUCAGUGAAUAGUUUGAGUCCGGCUAAAACAGUAACCAAUCGCAAUUCGCGAAGCUUGUCAAACGAUGAGUUGAGAACCAACAAAUCGGAUAAGCUCUCCUCGUCUGUUGACCCAAUUACCCUUGAUGUGGAACGACGUUUGAGUAUGAAGAGAAGUGGUCAGCACGAGUCUGAUAGGCAUAGCAUUGGAUCCUUAGAUGAAACUACCUCGAACCGGACAUUGUCUCGUACCGGAAUCGAAAGUGCUGCAUCAUUUGCUCGGAACUCAGUGAGAUAUGCAAGUGGGAUGCUCAGAGGGGCUUUCAAGCGUGUGCGUAUCGCAGCUCAUCCAGGCUCGAGCAGUCUGAAUCGUCAUGGGAUUGGCGAAGAAACAAGCGACGGAGAAGAGAGCGACGAGCCACAUCAUCCAUCUGUUGCCCCUAGUAACAUCGUCAGACCACGAAAAAGCAAGAAAGGCCCAUACGACUUUGAGCAUUUGACAGUCGAGCAGGAGCUGAACAACGAGCAUACCGGAGCCAUAUGGUGCAUCAAGUUUAGCAUUUGCGGAAAACUGAUGGCAACAGCUGGACAAGAUUCUAUUCUUCGCGUUUGGGUUGUCAGAUCACACCUGCAAUAUUUCUCAGACAUGCGUGAAAAGUAUGCGGCCAACGCAAACCCUGAAGCAGAUCCAAUGAAUUCAGUAGAUAAUAUGGAACACUUUAGACCGCCAAGCUCUAUGGAAAGUGUAGUCAAUAGUGAAGCAACUACUGCUUCUGAUGAUAACAAUGGAUUAUUUUGUGCAAAACCAUUUGCACUAUUGAAGGGUCAUACUGCGGAUAUUCUCGACGUGUCUUGGUCCAAGAAUUACUUUAUACUAUCAUCUGGAAUGGAUAGGACAGUCAAAUUGUGGCAUUUGUCACGCAAUGAAUGCCUUUGCUGCUUCCAGCACAUUGACUUUGUCACCUGUGUUGCUUUUCUACCAAAAGACGAUCGUUACUUUUUGUCAGGAUCAUUGGAUGGAAAAUUGCGGAUGUGGCAUAUUCCCGAUAAGAAAGUUGCCGUCUGGAAUGACACUGAAAAGAAAUACAUCACUGCGAUGACAUUUGUGAAGAGUGGAAAGUUUGCGGUUGUAGGAACCUAUGACGGAAAAUGCAUCUUUUAUACUUCUGAUCAACUGAAAUAUCACACUGCUGUGGAUGUACGGUCAACAAGGGGUAAAAAUGCCCGUGGUCAUAAAGUCACCGGAUUGACUUCUCAUGGAGACAAACUUUUGGUGACAUCCAAUGAUUCGCGAAUUCGAAUGUAUGACAUUCGAGACAAGGCUCUCACAUGCAAGUUCAAAGGGGUGCAAAACGACCACUCUCAGAUCCGUGCUGCCUUCUCACCAGACGGCCGGCACAUCAUCUGCGGCUCAGAAGACAAGUUUGUCUACAUUUGGCGUGCCAGCGACACCACCGUCGCCUUAUCAGUCCGGAAGGAUCGCAAUUCGUGGUGGGAACGGGUGCGAACACACAACGCGCCUGUGCCUGUGGCCGUGUUCGCGCCAAGACCUCAAGUGUUCUUCAACAUGCUUAACAAGCGGGAUAAGCACUCCAAAUCUGACUCGAUUGAUUUUAAUAUCAGCGGGCAAGUGUUGCCGGGACAAUCGGAUUCGCUAACAUCCAAUGGCAAUUUGUCGAUUCCAGGACAUGUAAUUAUCAGCGCUGAUUUGAAUGGAGUGAUCAAAGUGAUGAUAAACCGUCCGCGUCUGGUCAAGGCAAAUCCACUGGACCCAAAGAAUUCACGUUCUCGAUCCUCCACUCUGCUUACCUAGUUUUCUUAAUAACAGAUAUUAAUCAUUUUUCUUUGAAAAUUUAUAACUUUCCUCCGUUUUACUACCAACGGCGUCAAACCGACCCCGAGUGAGCUUUAUUAGCAAAUUCCACUAGAUUUUUGUUUUUUUUUAAUCAAACCGCACGAUGUCAAUAGUUAAUUUUUGAAUUUUUGAAUCUUUGAAUUUUCAUCCCACUCUACUCUUUUUAGCCCUAUUGGUCUCCAAAUUCUAUGAUGAUGUCUUUUGUUUUUUUGCUCGCGCAGCUUUGCUUUUCUCUAGGAAUAACCUAUGUGAUGUGUAAACCUUUCGUCCUAAACGGGAUAUGAAUUUCUUUUCUUCUGGGAUAAUUUCUGCAGUUGGUAACCCAUACAGUUCCAAAUGUUUUCUAUGAGUAAUAAAUUUUUCGAUUUGCAUU